AAAAAUGUUUAAAAAGAUUUGAACCAGUUGUUAAAUUAGUGAGUCAAAAUGGAAACAAAAUUUAUUCAAGGCACUUAAAAUACAACCGAAGCCUCUGAGCUUACACUUAAAGCACUCCAGGUAGACACAAACUAGCGAAAAAAUGAUCGGGGAAAAUGAUAAGAUGUACUAAUGUCUAGGAUCGUCAGCUCUGUCGCAAAGAGGCUAUCCCAUGUUUUCCACCCUUGGAAAUCAGAGUUUGUUGUUAAAUGCACACAAAUAUUUCCGACACCGAUUUCUGAUGACACUCAUUAAAACUUUCUAUACAUCAUAGAAAAUGGCGCAAAAUUCUCUGAAAACAUGGUUGACACAAUUUGCUCUGCAGCUGCGACAGAACAUAAUCGUUUAUUGUGAAAAUACACCGCGAGGUUUCGAAAAGUACUUCAAGAACAGAAAUAGCAAGCAAGCUCAGCAAAAAUCAAAGUCCACGGAUAUCAAUAGGAACAAGGGCGAUCAGUCAGAACAAAGAAGAAGCACAUCUUCUUUCCGUACUAGACCGACGAGGCAAAGUAAAGCGUCCUCGCAACAAUGGAGUUUUGGGAUGUUUGGAGGAACGAGGCCAAGCCCCGAUUUUCGAAAAUCUGGCCCUCAGAAAAUCGUCCUCUACGGGAUCUGCGGCUUGGCCGGUUUCAUCGGAAGCAUUGCAUUUUUCGAAAUGGGCCAUCAUGAAAUAACAUGGAAAGAAUUUCACAACGACUAUCUUAUGCGGGGUUUGGUUGAUCGUGUGGAAGUAGUUAACAAGAGAUGGGUGAACGUCCGAUUGAAGCCCGGGGCGACGGUCGACAAAGCGCCAUCCUUGUGGUUUAAUAUCGGCAGUGUCGAAGCAUUCGAAAGGAAUCUGGAAAGAGCACAGAUCGACAUGAACGUCGAGCCAUCUAAUUAUAUCCCUGUCGUAUACAAAGGCGAACUACAGUUUUCCGAUCUGUUUGCAAUCGUGCCUUCCUUGCUGUUGCUCGGGUUAUUUGUCUACAUGAUGAAAAGGUCUGCUGAUAUGAUCGGAACCAGAGGGAGGAAAGGCGGCGGAAUAUUCGGCGUCAUGGAAUCGACGGCAAAACUGAUCAAUUCAUCAGACAUUGGUGUCAGAUUCAAAGAUGUAGCUGGAUGUGAAGAAGCCAAGAUCGAGAUAAUGGAAUUUGUCAACUUUUUAAAAAAUCCACUACAAUACAUGGAACUUGGAGCAAAAAUCCCAAAGGGCGCAAUGCUGACAGGUCCACCAGGGACUGGGAAAACUUUAUUAGCCAAAGCAACUGCUGGAGAAGCUAAUGUCCCAUUUAUAUCCGUUUCCGGAUCAGAAUUUUUGGAAAUGUUUGUCGGUGUCGGUCCUUCCAGAGUUCGUGAUAUGUUUGCCAUGGCUCGAAAACAUGCUCCGUGUAUAUUAUUUAUUGAUGAAAUUGAUGCUGUUGGUCGCAAAAGGGGAGGGAAAAGUUUUGGAGGACACUCCGAACAGGAAAAUACCCUGAAUCAACUACUGGUUGAAAUGGACGGUUUUAACACUAACAUGAACGUGGUAGUGCUUGCUGCAACCAACCGAGUGGAUAUUCUUGACAAAGCGCUUCUAAGGCCCGGAAGAUUUGACCGGCAAAUAUUCGUUCCGGCCCCGGACAUAAAGGGGAGAGCUUCAAUCUUUAAAGUUCACCUUUCCCCUUUGAAAUCGAACUUGAACAAACCGGAAAUAUCUCGUCGCCUGGCAGCGUUGACUCCCGGAUUUACAGGAGCGGAUAUAGCGAACGUCUGCAACGAAGCGGCUCUCAUCGCAGCCAGGGACCUGAGUAGUAGCGUUGUGAUGAAACAUUUUGAAAAAGCGAUCGAAAGAGUCGUCGCAGGAAUGGAAAAAAAGACAAAUGUACUGCAACCCGAAGAAAAACGGACUGUGGCAUAUCACGAAGCAGGGCAUGCGGUCGCCGGCUGGUUUCUUCAGCAUGCUGACCCUUUGCUCAAAGUGUCAAUAAUUCCGAGAGGAAAGGGGCUCGGAUAUGCGCAGUAUUUGCCCCGGGAGCAGUUUUUGUACUCGAAGGAACAACUCUUCGAUCGAAUGUGUAUGACCCUAGGAGGGAGAGUGUCAGAGGAGUUAUUCUUCAACAGGAUCACAACCGGAGCACAAGACGAUUUGAAGAAAGUUACACAAAGUGCAUACGCACAGGUUGUCCAUUACGGUAUGAACGAGAGGGUAGGUGCUUUGAGCUUCGACCUACAAAAGCAAGGAGACGUAAUGUUUGAGAAACCUUAUUCAGAAAAUACAGCUCAAAUAAUAGAUAAUGAAGUGCGAGCUUUAGUUGAUCACGCUUACCUAAGAACGAAAGAACUACUGCUCCAACAUAGGGAGGAUGUCAUCAAGGUCGCCGAGAGGUUGUUAAAACACGAAGUGCUGAGUCGUGACGACAUGCUCGAGCUUCUGGGUCCGCGGCCGUUCCGGGAGAAGUCCACGUACGAAGAUUUCGUGCAAGGCACCGGGUCCUUCGAAGAAAACACAACUUUACCGAUCGGUUUAAAGGAGUGGAAUAAGGAAAAAGCGGGACAGACUUCAUCGACUCCUAGGGAACCUCCACAGUCAUCGAAUCCAUCACCGCCUCCUUCGUCUCCCCCACCACCUCCGACGCAGCAACCGCCUUCCGAUCGUCGGACAUCACGAAGAACCCAUACAUCGCUCUGAAUUUGAGGCUUGUCUAUUAUUCUUAUAAACACGUCAUUUAAAAUUGUUCAAA
Molecule: messenger RNA, 2741 nt
Organism: Cimex lectularius (bed bug)
Lineage: Eukaryota; Metazoa; Arthropoda; Insecta; Hemiptera; Cimicidae
Product: AFG3-like protein 2
Exons: 14
Coding region: 317-2689 (790 amino acids)
Biological process (GO): mitochondrial protein processing; protein-containing complex assembly
Cellular component (GO): membrane; m-AAA complex
Molecular function (GO): ATP hydrolysis activity; ATP binding; zinc ion binding
Source: RefSeq, a predicted model, not a curated record